This is a messenger RNA of Adelges cooleyi (spruce gall adelgid), 640 nucleotides long. RefSeq lists its product as uncharacterized. Bases 77 to 640 code for a protein of 187 amino acids. The transcript has 3 exons. The record is from RefSeq and is a predicted model, not a curated record. Lineage: Eukaryota; Metazoa; Arthropoda; Insecta; Hemiptera; Adelgidae.
GGCAUUCAAAGACGGUAAAAUUUAUUCGAUUUAUCUCGCAGUUUAACUUCAGAUAAUACUUUAUAGACUAACCACAAUGUUUUUAAAGUUCUCUCUUUCGUUUUUGUUUUUUAUCUUAGCGGUUAGCUGUAUGCAUACAGGCCAACCUGAAGCAUCAGGUUUAGAUGCACCUGAAGGGAAAACUGAGCCUGAAGCAUCAAGUUCAGCUAUACCUGAAGAGAAAAUUAAUGUCACACCGAAGGAUUUAGCGAUUAUAAAAGAGGCGUUCGAGGUUAUUAGAAAAGAGAUGUCAAAAGUGUACAACCUAAGAUUUAUAGUUGAAGCAAUUGGAUAUAUUGAUUAUUACGAAUACAUGGGUGACAACUUUGAAGAGUGGGAUUUUAUAAAUUCAUACUAUAAGAUACAACACUCUAGCGAAUAUUAUUCCAUAACACCAGAUAUAUUUCGUGAUCUUUUUAUUAUACAUUGUGAAAAAUCAGGAAUGCCUGUUGCAAAAGUUGCUGAACAAAGAAAAGCCGCAAUGGUUGGAAAGGAAGGACGUUUUACGUUAAAUGAAAAAUUGAGUGAUUACAUCUACCAAAAAAGAAAACAAAAAAUAGUUCAGGCGGAGAUUUCUAAAAAAGUUCAUUCUGAAAAAUAA